CUUCGCUUAGGUAUUUUUUUUUUUAUUUUUCUGUGGAUGCGGUCGCCGGAGCUGUUCCUUUCCGUGUUUCGCCUCCUCCUCUCUCUAAUUCUCUCGCUCGCUUGAUCUGAGCCUCUGAACUGCACGGGAAAAGUUUGCUUUUUCUUAGAGCUUUCUCAGGAAACGACGUGGCAAAAAGCGAUGCGUUUCAAGCUGCGAAGCGAAGUCUAGGGCUUAUGGUGCUGUCUUGACCGCGAUCUCUCGGUUUUUCUGUAUGUGCGUGUGAUAUAGUCCGGGCCAAUGGCUUCGGACAAUGGGCAGCAGGCUUGGAUCGAAGUGGAGGGGCCGAAAAUUCCUCCCUAUUUGCGCAAGUUCAAGCUUUAUGAGACUAACUCGAACUUCUAUAUGAUUGGAUGUGACAAGAAGAGAAAUGUUUGGAGACUCUUGAAGAUUGAUAGAGUAGAGCCUUCUGAACUGAACAUGUUCGAAGAUGGUACAAUCUACUCUGAGAUUGAAUGUUCUGACUUGCUAAGACGAAUACAUGAAGGAAACAAGUCUACAGGUGGAAUUAAAUUUGUCACCACUUGUUAUGGAAUUGUGGGGUUCAUAAAAUUCUUGGGGCCUUAUUACAUGUUAAUUAUAACAAAACGAAGGAAGAUUGGCAGCAUCUGCGGACAUGGAGUAUAUGCCAUUGCCAAGAGCGAGAUGAUUCCAGUUCCCAAUUCUACUGUGCUAUCCAAUAUGGAUUGUUCUAAGGAUGAGAACAGGUACAAGAAGCUAUUGAAUUCAAUGGAUCUUACGAAGGACUUCUUUUUUAGCUACUCCUAUCAUGUCAUGCAUAGUCUCCAGAAGAAUUUUUGUAAUCAUGAGACCGGACACAUCCUUUAUGAGACAAUGUUUGUUUGGAAUGAAUUCUUAACUCGUAGAAUCCGCAAUCACCUUGGAAAUACUCUUUGGACUGUCGCGUUGGUAUACGGCUUCUUUAAACAGGUCAAACUUUCAAUAUCUGGAAGAGAGUUCAAUUUGGCCCUCAUUGCCAGGCGAUCGCGCCAUUAUGCUGGGACAAGAUACUUGAAACGAGGUGUGAAUGAGAAGGGUCGUGUAGCUAAUGAUGUUGAGACAGAACAGAUUGUGUUUGAAGAUGUCCCAGAAGGAUGCCCAGUGCAAAUAAGUUCCAUUGUGCAGAACCGAGGCUCCAUACCCCUAUUCUGGUCGCAGGAAACGUCAAGAUUGAAUAUUAAACCAGAUAUUAUAUUAGAAAAGAAGGACCGAAACUACCAUGCAACGAGACUUCACUUUGAGAAUCUUGUCGAGAGAUAUGGAAAUCCUAUUAUUAUAUUGAAUUUGAUAAAGACUAAUGAGAAGAAGCCCCGAGAAUCCAUUCUGCGAGCGGAGUUUGCUAAGGCUAUUGAUAUAAUUAACAAGGAUUUAACUGGGCAGAAUCGCUUGAUGUUCCUUCACUGGGAUCUGAACAAACAGGCUAGAAACAAAGCAAUAGAUGUGCUCCCACUGUUAGGCAAAGUGGCUGCAAAUGCACUGAACCUCACUGGCUUCUUUUACUAUCACGUGGUGCCAACAUCAUGCACCAAUGAAUUGCUAAAUUUGUCAAACUUUGAGAACAAUGAUAAUGGUACUUGCUGUGUAUGGAACAUUUAUUAUUCUAAAAAAGAUGCUGAUGCUGAAACAGGAGAUAACAGCAACAAGACCAAUGCCAAUGAAAAUCACUUAAAGCCUCCUAUGUUUCAAAAAGGGGUCCUGAGGACUAAUUGCAUAGAUUGUUUGGAUCGCACCAAUGUUGCUCAAUAUGCAUAUGGAUGGGUUGCCCUUGGGAAUCAGCUGCAUGCCCUUGGAUAUGUUGACAACCCAAUUAUUGAUAUGAGGUCUCCUUUGGCGAAGGACCUAAUGGGGAUGUAUGAGAGAAUGGGCGACACGCUUGCACUACAGUAUGGUGGGUCUGCAGCACACAAUAAGAUAUUCUCCCAGAGUAGAGGGCAAUGGAAGGCUGCAACUCAGUCCCAGGAGUUCUUUAGAACUUUACAGCGUUAUUACAAUAAUGCAUAUACAGAUGCUGAGAAGCAGUAUGCUAUUAAUGUAUUCUUGGGACAUUUCCAACCUGAACAGGAUAAGCCAGCUCUUUGGGAACUGAACUCAGAUCAGCAUUACAAUAUUGGAAGCCAGGAGUAUAAUAUUACAGAUGAAAAUGCAAGGGUUUUUAAGAGGUCACUCUCAGAUGGAGACAUUGCUUGUGAAAGCAAUUCACCAAUUGAAACACUUGAUGUUGGACAGAAUGAAGAUCGUGACCAGAUUUUGCUUGAUAACACUCGUGGUGGUAACAAGGGCCUUUCAGAAUCAACACCAGAAAUCUCAACUUGUGAAAGUGAAUUAUCUUAUCCCAGGUAUACCGCCUCAAUGUCUACUAGGCAACCUUUUCCAGAUGUGCAGCCAGACCAGUGUCUGCAGAGUGAUGCUAUAUCUGUUGAUGAACAUAGGGAUUUAUUCGACUGGUCAAAUUUUCUUGAUGUGGAUGACCUUUCUUCAUGUGGAAAUUCAUGUGAAGAUGACUUGUAUGACAGAACACCAACAGUCUUGUCCAAUAUUCUGAUCGCUUUGCAAAUUGGGUUGACCGUGGCGACACACUGUUCCUCUGAAGUUCUGCUCAAAAUUCUAUAUCAAUGUCAACUUCUCUUUCCAGCAUUAUCCAACUCAAUUAUACAUCCAGAGGGUGAAUGUCUGACCAGUAUAAUCUGUGCAGGGGACUCGACAUUGGAGAUACAAGGCAAAAGAGGGAAAGAAAAAAUAACCAAAAAGAGUUUGGCAUUGGCAUUGGAGAUACAAGGCAAAAGAGGGAAAGAAAAAACAACAAAAAAAAAAGCCGGGCAUCAGCAUUGGAGAUGCAAGGCAUAAGAGGGAAGGAAAAAAAUAAUCCAAAAAAAAAAAAAAGCCAGGCAUGAGCAUCAAUUGUAGAUCCUGCUGAGGAAGCAAUGUGCAGAUCUUGUAAAUUUGCAGCAUCUAUCCUGAAUUUCCAUAGAUAGUCUGCAGCUAAUUGGCUGUUGAAAUUCUCAGUUGCCAUCAGACAUCAGUUUAUUAACUCAUUAGAUCAAUCAAUAUUGUAAAUAUUUCAGUA
Molecule: messenger RNA, 3103 nt
Organism: Diospyros lotus (date-plum)
Lineage: Eukaryota; Viridiplantae; Streptophyta; Magnoliopsida; Ericales; Ebenaceae
Product: phosphoinositide phosphatase SAC2-like
Exons: 16
Coding region: 280-2883 (867 amino acids)
Biological process (GO): phosphatidylinositol dephosphorylation
Cellular component (GO): intracellular membrane-bounded organelle
Molecular function (GO): phosphatidylinositol-3,5-bisphosphate 5-phosphatase activity
Source: RefSeq, a predicted model, not a curated record